AGCACAAAUGUCUGAAAGCGUUCAAUAAAAACACUCCUGAGACUUUCCAAAGCAUUGAACUACUUUAAACCAUUGCAUGCCCUCUGAUUAAAAGCACGUUUUAACCAUUUAAGACCCAUUUUUCCACGCGUGGAGCUCCAGGCGGUCUUCUCUUUUUUUCCCUCUGCUCGAGCUGUCGUCAUGAGCUCUCUCUCAGUGAUGGGUUGUCCCAUCUGAGUCCAGUCCACUUCAGUCCAUCAGAACUCUGCAGAAACUCUCGGUGUCCUUCAGUCUGGAGUUUGAGAGCCGCUCGCAAUGCUCCGCAGGUCCGUGCAACUUUCUCCAGCACACCGUUCCUCAUGAACCUCGUCCAGGAGGAAAGUUUCCAGUGUACUUCCAGAAGAAAACUCUCGUGCAUUGGCUCUCACCGCCACAGCUAUGGAUUAUAUAUAUCUAAUCAUGUACUGUACGAUAAACCUCUUAUUUAUGGACUAUAGGCAUGCUGCAAAAUCUCAUGGGAGUCCCUCCGGUAAACUGAGUGAAUUCGGUCUGAUAGUCCCGUUCAGCACUGACGCGCGGGGCCGGUUCGUUUCUCACGUGCUUUCCGCGAGAGCGUCACCGACCGGCAGGAAACGGGUCCCGCGCGACGCCCCCGUUACGCCUCACACGGCCCUGAACGCGCAACAGCUGUUCUUCAACGUCACAGUGUUUGGAAAAGAGCUGCACUUGCGCCUGAGGGCCAACAGGAGACUCGUGGCCCCUGGAGCUUUUGUUCAGUGGCAGGAGGAUUUUGAGGAACAGGCCAAAGAGCGGAUCCUGGGAGACUGCGUGUUUACCGGGGAUGUAACGGAUGUACCGAGGGCCUCGGUGGCCAUCAGUAACUGUGAUGGACUGGCCGGCUUGAUUCGCACGGAUGAGGAAGAGUUCUUCAUCGAGCCGCUGGAGAAAGGUCAGCAGGAGGUGGAGGUCAAAGGUCGCGUCCAUGUGGUCUACCGGAGGUCGGCCAUCAAAAGGGACAAGGACCAGAGGCGAGAUGACCUUCACAAUGAAGUCACAGACUUUGGUAUCGGCGAGCUGCCCAACGCUCUCAACAUGUUGGAGGAGAAACUGUCGGAGACGGAGCGCAAACGCAGACACGCCAAGAAAGACGACUACAACAUCGAGGUGCUGCUCGCCGUGGACGACUCGGUCGUGCGCUUCCACGGAAAAGAGCACGUGCAGAACUACGUCUUGACGCUGAUGAACAUCGUUGAUGAAAUCUAUCACGACGAGUCUCUGGGAACCAACAUCAACAUUGUUCUGGUCCGAAUGAUCCUGGUGGGAUAUCGUCAGUCCAUCAGCCUGAUUGAGCGUGGGAACCCGUCCCGGAGUCUGGAGCAGGUUUGUCGCUGGGCAAACACCCAGCAGAGGCUCGACCCCGAGCACGCCGAGCAUCACGACCAUGCUAUCUUCCUCACCAGGCAAGAUUUUGGCCCCGCAGGUAUGCAAGGUUACGCCCCGGUAACAGGCAUGUGCCACCCCCUGCGGAGCUGCACGCUCAACCACGAAGACGGCUUUUCCUCUGCCUUUGUGGUGGCGCACGAAACCGGACACGUGCUGGGAAUGGAGCAUGAUGGCCAGGGGAACCGCUGCUCGGACGAGACCAGUAUGGGCAGCAUCAUGGCUCCACUGGUCCAGGCCGCGUUUCAUCGCUACCAUUGGUCCCGCUGCAGCAAACAGGAGCUCAACCGUUACAUCCACUCAUACGACUGUCUUCUGGAUGAUCCCUUCGAGCUGAAAUGGCCCAAACUAACAGAGCUUCCUGGGAUAAAUUACUCCAUGGAUGAGCAGUGCCGCUUUGAUUUCGGUGUGGGGUAUAAGAUGUGCACCGCCUUCCGUACGUAUGACCCGUGUAAGCAGCUGUGGUGCAGUCAUCCUGACAAUCAGUACUUCUGUAAGACCAAGAAGGGCCCACCGGUUGAUGGGACGGAGUGUGCCCCGGGAAAGUGGUGUUUUAAGGGCCACUGCAUCUGGAGGUCAUCCAAUCAGCCCUACGGUCACGACGGAGGAUGGAGCUCCUGGGGAAAGUUCGGCUCGUGUUCUCGUACCUGUGGAGGAGGCGUUCGGUCCCGCAGCCGCCAGUGCAACAACCCAAUGCCUGCAUACGGAGGUCGUGAUUGUCCCGGUACAACGUUCGAUUAUCAGGUGUGUAACACAGAGGACUGUCCCGGUCCAUACGAGGACUUCAGAGCACAGCAGUGUGUCCAGCGCAGCAACAAAUACCACAAUAACAUCAAACACACGUGGCUGCCAUACGAACACCCUGAUGAGGCUCAUAAGUGUGAGUUGAGCUGCCGCUCUAAAGAGACGGGUGAAGUCGUGUUCAUGAACCAGGUGAUGCAUGAUGGGACACGCUGCAGUUACACGGAUUCGUUCAGCGUCUGCGCUCGAGGAGAGUGUCUGAACGUCGGCUGUGAUAAAGAGGUGGGAUCGUACAAACAGGAGGAUAAAUGCGGCGUCUGCGAGGGCGACAACUCACACUGCCGAACCGUCAAACUCACGCUCACCAAAACCCCGAAGAAGACAGGUUUGCUGAAGAUGUUUGAUAUUCCUGCUGGUGCUCGGCACAUUGUGAUCGAGGAGAACGAAACGUCGCCUCACGUAAUUGCCGUUAAAAAUCAAGUCACGGGAAGUUUCAUCUUGAACGCCAAGGGAGAAGAAAUCACAUCCAAAGCUUUCAUUGAGAACGGCCUGGAGUGGGAAUAUUCCCUGGCAAACGGCAAAGAGUCGCUGAAGACGGUCGGGCCGCUGCACGAAGGCAUCGUGGUGCUGAUCGUCCCGCAGGCAGAGGACACCAAGAUCAGUCUGAGCUACAAAUACAUCAUUCAUGAAGAUCUUCUGCCGGUCAUCACUAACAACAACGUGCUGCUGGCCGAACUGGACACGUACGAAUGGGCGCUGAAGAGCUGGUCGCAGUGCUCCAAACCCUGCGGUGGAGGUGUCCAGUACACUAAAUACGGCUGUCGGAGGAAGAGCGACGGGCGUCUGAUUCAGAGGAACUUCUGCGACAUCAGUAAAAAGCCCAAACCCAUCCGUAAACGCUGCAACACCAACAGCUGCAGCCAGCCCACGUGGGUACUGGAGGAGUGGGGUCCGUGCAGUAAGUCCUGCGGGAAGCAGGGAUAUCAGUCUCGUGUGGUCCAGUGCAUGCAGCCGCUCCAGAACGGCACCAACAGACCCGUUCAGACUAAAUACUGCAGCGAGGAGCGUCCUGAGACCCGCAGAGCCUGUAACAGCAGCACCUGCCCGUCUCAGUGGAGGACCGGAGCCUGGUCACAGUGUUCGGUGAGCUGCGGUGAAGGGAUCCAGCAGCGUCAGGUCAUCUGCUCCGGACAGUGUGAUGCAAACAAACCCGAAUCCGUGUCCGUCUGCAAGCUUCCUCCCUGCACAGGAAAUGUGUCUCUGUGGUGUUUUUCCCCAGGAGAACCGUCUUUACCCAGUCCCACUAAAGAUUCCCUGGAGAAUUUGACCACUGAGAAGGAGAAACUACCGGAAAACACUCUGGAUAAAGUCUCUAACGAGCCGUGUUUGGGUGAUAAGUCCAUCUUCUGUCAGAUGGAGGUUCUGGCGCGUUACUGCUCCAUCCCGGGAUAUCAGAAGCUCUGCUGCGAAUCCUGUAACAGGAAGUUGGGUUUCAGUACGGUUUCUCCAGACGUUCAUCCUCCCUUCUCUUGGCUCCCGGAUUUCACUUUCCCUCAUCUACUUCAAACGAAUCCCGCCCCGACACAACAGAUGCAGCCUCAGACGUCUGUAUCUCCAUCUACACACAUAUUUAGACCACGACCCACUUCCUCGAGCCCGAAAGCGGACGGGAGCACGUCUCAUCCGGAGCUCGUCACCUCACUUCUACCUCCAGACGCACUCCAGAGCCAGAGCACCACUGUGGACUCGCCGGUCACAUGAUCGCCGACCAAUCAGACAGCAGCUAGCGGUUACCUCAGAACGAACUACGUUACCCACAAUCCUCUGCUCCGUGUGUUGAAAAUGGUGAAAGGUGCUGUUCUUGAAACGCAGUGGCCGUCAGUGUGUGUGUUCAGGACUACUCUUCACUUUUUAGCGUGUUUGUGGCUGUAGCACGUCGUUAUUCGCUAUUCGUUAUUUUGAGUCUAGCUGCGUACGUUUGCUUUGUAACUCUGACGUAGUUUUGUGAUUGACUUUAGCAGAGUUUUUGUUGGAGAUUCAAUGUGAAAAUAUUACCAAAAUGUGCAGCAUGUGACAGAGCACACAAUUUUAAUACACCGCUUAUCGAAAACUAUUACAAAUCGUUUUUGGAAAUUAAGUAAAAUAAAUAGUAGCUUCGUAAAAUCAUUAGAAGAAAUGUUGUCCUGGCAAUUAACUAAAAUAUUUUUAGGUACUAAAAAUUUACAAUGAAAAAAAAUAAAGAUAUAUAUAUAUAUAUAUA
This is a messenger RNA of Carassius auratus (goldfish), 4420 nucleotides long. It is a transcript of the gene adamts14, whose product is annotated as ADAM metallopeptidase with thrombospondin type 1 motif, 14. The coding region runs from base 418 to 3921 and encodes 1167 amino acids. Gene Ontology annotation, biological process: extracellular matrix organization; proteolysis. Gene Ontology annotation, cellular component: extracellular matrix. The transcript has 22 exons. NCBI's taxonomy places the organism in Eukaryota, Metazoa, Chordata, Actinopteri, Cypriniformes, Cyprinidae. The record is from RefSeq and is a predicted model, not a curated record. Gene Ontology annotation, molecular function: metalloendopeptidase activity.